Messenger RNA from Tachyglossus aculeatus (Australian echidna), 2512 nucleotides. It is a transcript of the gene ZBTB3, whose product is annotated as zinc finger and BTB domain containing 3. Gene Ontology annotation, biological process: regulation of transcription by RNA polymerase II. Gene Ontology annotation, molecular function: RNA polymerase II cis-regulatory region sequence-specific DNA binding; protein binding; DNA-binding transcription factor activity, RNA polymerase II-specific. The record is from RefSeq and is a predicted model, not a curated record. Lineage: Eukaryota; Metazoa; Chordata; Mammalia; Monotremata; Tachyglossidae. Gene Ontology annotation, cellular component: nucleus.
UCCUCCUCCUGUUCUCCGUCCUCCCCAUCCCUCCUGCUCCUCCUCCUCCUCCUCCUCAGGACACCAUCCCGUCCCACCCCUAAAGUGGGAACCCAGCACGGGCGGGCGGGAGGGAACACACACCUUAGCUUCAUUCAGGAUGAAGGGGCCCCUCAGUAGUGGUCCUCCUCCUCCUCCUCUUCCUCCUCCUCCUCCUCCUCCUCCUCGGGGCGGGGGGUCUUAACCUCCCCCUGGGGGCCGGGCACUGGACUCAGCGCUGAGGUGAUCGCAGUAACAGUUGGGCUAUUUGUUAAACGCUCACCGUGGGCCCGGGCACUGGACUCAGCGCUGAGGGUGACGCCGCCGCCGCCGCCGCCGUCCUCGCCGUCCCCGUCCCCCCGCGCCGCCGGGGAGGUGCCAUGGAGUUCCCGGAGCACAGCCAGCAGCUGCUGCAGAGCCUGCGGGAGCAGCGGGCGCAAGGCUUCCUGUGCGACUGCACGGUGCUGGUGGGCAGCACGCGGUUCCUGGCCCACCGCGCCGUGCUGGCCUCCUGCAGCCCCUUCUUCCAGCUGUUCUACAAGGAGCGCGAGCUGGACAAGCGGGACCUGGUGUGCAUCCACAACGAGAUCGUCACGGCCCCCGCCUUCGGCCUGCUGCUGGACUUCAUGUACGCGGGGCGGCUGGCCCUCCGGGGCGACACGCCCGUGGAGGACGUGCUGGCCGCUGCCAGCUACCUGCACAUGAACGACAUCGUCAAGGUGUGCAAGCGGCGGCUGCAGGCCCGGGCCCUGGCCGAGGCCGACAGCACCAAGAAGGAGGAGGAGCCCGGCCCGGCGCCGCGGCCCCCGGCUUCCGAGGGCCUGCCCGCCGCCGGUGCCGCCGCCGGUGCCGCCGCCGCCCGGGGCCCCCCGCCCGAGGCCCCGUUCCGCAGGAACAAGGAAGAGUGGAAGAGCUCGGCGCCGGCCCUCCCCGCCGGCCCUCCCGCGCCCGAGGAGCCUCCGGUCCCCGACGGGGCGGACACCACCCAGCCGGGCAUGGAGGGCGACCCCCCGCACCCCCGGGCCCCCCAGCUGCCGCCCCCGCCGCUGGCCGAGGCGUCCCUGUCCAGCCCCAGCAGCUCCACGGAGACCCUCCCCGCCGCCUGCUUCCCGGCCGUCCCGGCGGAGGCCCCCCUGGAGCCGGGGCCGCGGGCCGGCGGGGGGCCCCCGGAGGCCUUCUACCCGCCCCCCCCCGCCGCCGCCGCCGGCGCCCGGGCCGAGGCGGAGCGGGUGCAGGUGAAGGUCGAGGCGAUCGUCAUCUCGGACGAGGAGCCGGACGGCCCCGAGGAGAGGCCCGAGGGGCCGCUGGCGCCCGGCGAAGGGCUCUGCGGCGGGCGCCACCCCCCAGCCGAGGCCUUCGAGGAGCCCGGGGGCCCGGGGCUGGACGAGGUGGGGCCGGCUGACCACUUCCUGCCCCCCGACCCUCACCUGCCCUACCACCUGAUGCCGCCGGGCCCCGGGCAGUACCACCCGGGGCUGGUGACGCCCCCGCCGCCCGCCGCCGCCGCCGGCGGCGGCCUGCACGAGCCCCUCUACCUGCCGCCGGAGUACGAGGCGGCCCCCGGGGGCUUCGGCGUCUUCGCCGAGGACGUGCCCACCUGUAAGACCUGCGGGAAGACCUUCUCCUGCUCCUACACGCUGAGGCGGCACGCCACGGUGCACACGCGCGAGCGGCCCUACGAGUGCCGCUACUGCCUGCGCAGCUACACCCAGUCGGGGGACCUGUACCGCCACAUCCGCAAGGCUCACAACGAAGACCUGGCCAAACGCAGCAAGCCCGAUCCCGAAACCGCCCCCUCCUAGGGGCCCGGCCCCCCCCGAACCGGGCUUCAGACGGGCCGAGGUGCCCCGGCGGCCCUUGGCACCCGCUCGGGGGACGCAUCCCGACGCCGCCCAGAAUUGGGGGCCGACGCUGGGAUUUCCCCUCCUUGUCCUCGUUUGCGGGCGGGCGCGGGAUGCCGUCCCGAGGAACGGGUCACCCCGAAACAGCGGGAUGCCGAGCUCAUAGGGCCCCAUCUCCACCUGCCACCUUCCGUCGCCGCAGGAGGGUCCGGGGACGGAUAAAUCCAGACGUCAGGGUGCGAUCUCCCCGUCGCCGCAGACUCUCCAGGUCACCACCCCCCCGUCAGAAGCCUCACCGCCAUCCAUCCCUCGUGCGGGCACCCUCGCCGCCCGCCCCGCGCCCCGGUUCCUUUUCAGGCCCGCGGUCCGGAGGAUGAGGCGAGCGGGGCUUUCUCCGAACCGGCGUUUCUGGGGGUCCGCCUGGCUCAUCCUGAAUCCCCCAGACCUCCCGAGGGUUGGGCAUCCCGAUCCCGGGGGCCGGCCUCUCGAGGAGCGGGGAAGCGGAUCGGCCGGGGGAAAGGGAGCCGGAGGUCACUCUCGCUGGGGAAAUGUGAAAGCAGAUGGGCGAGCCCCGGGACGGAGGGACGCCGUGUAUCUUGUUCCUGGGCUCGGCCCGGAGGAAGCGCUUAAAUAAAUACCGUAACCGUAAAAGA